CAGGGAGUUCACGAAAAGGGUGGAAGGGAGACCACCAUCUUCAGGCAGCAUUUUUCUGGAAAAGAAAAAAGCAUUCCCCACCCUUUCUCCUGACCUCAACCGACCAGCCACCUCCACCAUCUCCGUCCGACUACCUCCCGCCGGCGACUGCUCUCGCAUCCCAUUCCCGAAAUCCUACCUCACUCCUUCCUUCACUGUCACCUACUUCUUUACUCUCACGAAAAAGGGGAAGAAAAAAAAAACAAGAAGCAUCUUGGUCUUUCUCUACUCCGGGAACGGUCGCCAUUGAAGCCCCACACAAAACCUCGGAGCCACAGCCGAUCUACGUCGUCCGCCACCUCCAGAGCAUCGUCCGCCCGCUGCCAUUCGUCGUCGCCGUCCCUGACCUCGGUGGAGUCGACUGAAGCCUGACACGAGUUUGGAGUCGCUAUUCUCAACCUUCGCCGCCGACGAUGCCCAAGAAAUCCAAGCGAGUACAAAGUGAUAUCCACAUAAGAGAUAGAGCUGCAACCAGACCAGACACUAAGCAUUCUGAGGAAGCACAUCAAACUUCAUCUCCUCUAAUGGCUGCUUCUUCAGAUCUGAAAGGAAAUUAUGACGUCUUCCUGAGUUUCCGAGGUACGGACGUUCGAAACAACUUUCUCAGUCAUCUCUAUGCGGCUCUUGAUCAGAAAGGAAUCUACACUUACAUCGAUAGCGAGGAGCUUCGUAAAGGCAAACAAAUAACACCGGCGCUUAUUAAGGCCAUUGAGGACUCGCGCAUCGCGAUCAUCAUUUUCUCCAAGGACUAUGCUUCCUCACCGUGGUGUUUGAAAGAGGUGGAGAAAAUCAUGGAGUGCAAGGAGCAAAGAGGACUCAUAGUAUUUCCGGUGUUUUACAAAGUGGAACCCAAAGAAGUGAGAACGCCAAGAGGGAGCUACCGAGAAGCUAUGGUUAAGCAUGAGAACAAGUUUGGGAGAGAUUCAGAGGAAGUGAAGAGGUGGGAGAAGGCUCUCCUUGAUGCGGGUAGCUUGUCUGGGUGGGAAUUGAAGGAUAAAGAUGAAGCGGAAGCAGAUCUUAUCAAGAGAAUUGUGCAGGAGAUCUCUAUGCAGCUAGACCGAACACCGUUACACGUUGCCAAGCAUCCGGUUGGAAUACCUCGACAAGUGGUAAAGCUGAAAUCAAUGUUAAAUCUUGAGUCUUGUGAUGAUGUUCUCAUGAUAGGAUUAUGGGGACAAGGAGGCAUAGGAAAAACAACAUUAGCCAAAGCCCUUUACAAUGAUAUAUUCAGAGGAUUUGAGGCUUCAUGUUUUUUGGCAAACGUUCGUGAAACUUCAAAAGAUUCCAAGGAUUUAGUUCAUUUGCAAGAAAAAUUGUUGUCCGAGAUAUUAGUGGAAAAAGAAUUAACAGUGUUUAAUGUUGAUGGAGGUAUUAAUUUGAUGCAACAUAGACUUUGCCGCAAAAGAGUCCUCCUUGUUCUCGACGAUGUCAAUGACGUAAAACAAUUAAAUGCUUUAGCUGGAGGGCGUGAAUGGUUUGGUAAAGGAAGCAGAAUCAUCAUUACUACAAGAGAUAACCAUCUAUUAACUGUUCAUGAGAUAGAUGAAGAUCAUAUCUAUGAAGUUAACAUUCUAGAUGAUUGGGAAGCUCUUGAACUUUUCAAUAAACAUGCUUUUCCUGGAAGUAAGGAAAAAGUGAUGAGGAGGGAUCUUGUGGAUGGUGCUUUGCAUUAUGCUGAUGGCCUUCCUUUAGCACUUGUGGUAUUGGGCUCUUACCUAUGUGGUAGAAGAGAACAGGAGUGGGCAAGCGCAUUGAAUAAACUUGAUAAAAGUCCUGACAAAACCAUCAAUGAUGUUCUCAAGUUAAGUUACGAUGGAUUAGAGGACUGUGAAAAGGAGAUUUUCCUUGAUAUUGCAUGUUUCUUCAAGGGGAAAUCUAUACAGUACAUCAUGGAAGUCCUUAACAGUUGCGACUUUGACACGACUAUCGGAGUGCAAGUCCUUGUUGAGAAGUCCUUAAUAACUAAAGAAAUGGCGAUAGUACAUAUGCAUGACUUGAUUCAGUUGAUGGGCAUGGAUAUUGUUAAACAAGAAUGUCACGAUGAUCUUGGAAGACGCAGCAGAUUAUGGCUUUGUGAAGAUGUUCGUGAUGUUCUAUCAGGGGAUAUGGGAACAGAUUCAGUAAAAGCCAUAGUUUUGGAUUUACCCACGAUAGAAGCAAUAUCCAUAGGUCCUGAUGCUUUCACCAACAUGAGAAGAUUGAGGUUGCUCAUCAUGAUUAAUGUGCAUAGCUCUUUCCAAGGUCCCAUCUAUCUUCCUAACAACCUGAGAUGGUUUCAAUGGCCUGAAUGUCCUUUUUCGAUUCUCAAAUUUCCCCCUGGCCCAAAGAAGUUAGUCAAACUUGAUCUAUGCAAAAGCAACAUUCAAGUCGUGGUGGACCAAUUCAAGGACUUUAAAAAUUUGAAGUUCCUUUGCUUCCGUGAAUGUCUGUCCAUGGUUUGUAUGCCGAACCUCAAUUUGACUCCAAAUCUCGAGAAAUUGGAUCUCUAUGGGUGCAAAAAUUUGGAAUAUGCUCACCAAUCAGUUGCAUAUCACGCCAAGUUGAGGUGGUUGAAUCUAGAAGGGUGCUCUAACCUUCAUCAUCUCCCCGAUGUACUCCAAACCAAGAAUCUUCAACUUCUCAAUCUUACUGGUUGCUCAAAGUUGGAAAGAUUCCCUGAUAUUCCAAAUAAAAUGAAACGCCUGCAAGAACUUUCUUUAAAAGGGACUUCAAUCAAGGAACUUCCUGCAUCCAUAGAAAAUCUUGUCUCUUUGGUGAAUUUGAGUUUAGUUAAUUGCAAGAAAAUGACAAACCUCCCAUCUAGCAUUUACAAUUUGCCAGAACUUGUUUACUUGCUACUUGAUGGUUGUUCAAAACUAAUCAAGUUUCCAAAGGAGGAGGAUUCGAGUGAUCUGCCUAGCAAGACAAGAUUUCCCAACCUACAGAUCUUAACACUUGGCGGAUGCAAUCUACUAGAAGUAGAGUUCCUAGAGAAAUAUUCAUGUUUUCCAAACUUAAGAGCUUUGGAUUUGUCCGAAAAUAAUUUUGCUGAGCUUCCAAUGUGCCCCCACCUACAUGACUUACGUGAAUCGGAUGUUUCAGAAUGCCAACAGCUACAAAAGAUUGGCUCCGUUUCAAUGAAAUUGCGUGAUUUGGCGGCAACGAAUUGUGAAUCUCUAAGCAAAAUUCCCUCCGACGUAUUGAGCAUUGGCCGAUUAUCUGGUUUAUGUCUCGGUUGUAAGGUUAGACUCUCUCUCCCUAUCUCCCUCUCUGAUUAAUACGGAGUUGUGUAUAUAUAUUGCUAAUUGUAGCUAAACUUGACUCAUUAAAGCUCCUCUUUUUCGAGUGUCAAAUUCGAAAUAAUAUAUUAACAACGUAAGGGAUUGUCUUUGGAAUGUAAGGGAUUGUCUUUGGAAUACCACGUGGGCACACAAUUUCACUAAUAUAAAGUUCAGCAACAUAUAACGGAUCAAGGGUCUACUACAUUAAACAAAAUGUGUGAUUCUCAAAAAUCGAUCAACCAAGCACCAUGACCUAAUAAGUGAUGACACGAGAGAUUCCCAAGCUUCCACCGACAUUAUGGUAGGUUUGCAUAUCUCUGCAUAAGAUUGUAGGUCCAUCAAAUGCCACCUAUGUUAGCUUAUAUUCAUGUCAUGAAUUAGCUGGCAAAAGAUUUGACCAUGGCUCAUGUGCUCCCACUUGAGGUCACACUCUCUCUCUAAAUUACAUUUAUUGAUUCUAAACAUGUACAUAGUAGAAGUGGCCACGCGAGUUAGCAUUGGAAUGAUUUCUCUUGUCUGUCGCUUGAUAGAGCUUACUGUGUGGUGAAAUUACGAGUAUUAUUCUUUUUUUAAUCUUCUCUUUUGGCCAAGGAUGGCUUAAUAAACUCAUAUUUAAAAAGGGAGUGGGAGUGCUCUAUAUACACCAUAUGAUCAACUAAUUUCUGAUCACACGGGUCUUGAAUGAUGAUCAAGUGUUUUUCAUUAAAUAUUUUUAUCUUCAUUUUCUUUCCAUCUCGAUAUUUCUUGCAGGACUUUAAAAAUUUGAAGUUCCUUUGCUUCCAUGAAUGUCUGUCCAUGGUUUGUAUGCCGAACCUCGAUUUGACUCCAAAUCUCAAGGAGUUGGAUCU
Messenger RNA from Eucalyptus grandis, 4147 nucleotides. Its product is annotated as disease resistance protein RPV1. The transcript has 5 exons. Lineage: Eukaryota; Viridiplantae; Streptophyta; Magnoliopsida; Myrtales; Myrtaceae. The record is from RefSeq and is a predicted model, not a curated record. Gene Ontology annotation, biological process: signal transduction; defense response. The coding region runs from base 453 to 3296 and encodes 947 amino acids. Gene Ontology annotation, molecular function: protein binding; ADP binding.